AUCGGGUCAACGGUCCAACCAACUGAGCCACUCAGCCAGGGCUGGACUGGGUAACUUUCAAAGGCCCUUUCUAUUCUCAGGUCUUAUCACCUUGCUCCGAGAGUUUUCUGGCCCUUGAGGUCUGGAUAGCCCAAGAGGCCAGAAGACUGCUCCUUGACCACAGAAAGGGGAUGGAGUUAGGUAGGUUUGAGGGAGGAGAAGGGAUUGGUUAAACUGUCCCAGGGGCUUCCCAUACCUCUUCUUGAUCUUUCCCACUGAGCCCUUGGAAUCCCUUACAGUAAGUAGAGGAAAAACCUCUUCCUUCCCUUGCACAAGCCUAUAAGUAGCCCCUUCACCAGGAAACAGGCGAGAACUGGGGGAGACGGACAAGGCAAGGUUCCCCCAGGAAGGCCUUGCUGAGUUUGAGUCCCAGCUGAGAGCAGCCCCCAGCUCAGGACACUGCUGCUAUUGUCUCUAAUAAUUGCAGGGCUGGCUGGUUGCCCAAGAUGCUUUGAUUUCUCUUCUCUUUGCUCUAUUUGUCUGCCAGAAGGCAGGGACAGUUUUUGUUUUCUUUUGGCAGCAGCUACAGAGGGUUUGGGUAUGUCUGAAACAGAGUACACAACUGAAUAUUCACAGGCCAGCUACCUCCCUGUGGGACAGAAGCCAGCAGGGCCAGACAGGAAAAGUAUUGAUGGGAUGUGCCCAGCCCCUUAUCCGUGACGCUCCGACGGAGGUGGAGGUGGUGGAAAGGAAGAAGGGGGCCUUCGGUGACAGAUCGGGGGGACUCUGGGGAGGUGUGGAGGAACAGGGUUCUGGGAGCUUACCAGGUCAGACAGAAUUUGAUGGCUACCACUCGAGGAAUUUCUCCUCCACCACCACCUCACCCCGACCUCCUGACAAGAGCUCCCUGAGGCUCUAAGGGAACUGACGGCCAAGGUUGCCCUCCAAGUGUUUUCCCAAGGCCAGAGGCUAACCUUCUCAGUCCUUCACCACAACACCCUUCCUGUCUCACUCCCUCCCACAGAGGAUUGAGAGGGAAUCGGCUGUAGCUGGAGCCCCGAGAGCAGUCCAGGGCCUGAAUAUGUAGUUACUACUUGGCCUAGUUCAGGAGCUGUUUCUGUUCCAGAGAAUUGCAGAGAGCAUACUUUCUCUCUCCAUAGCCACCCCUACCCCUAAGGAGGAACUUAAGCCAGGCCUUCUUAUGCUGCUUUGUAAAUAGUUAAAUGUGUUUGAGGAACGGGGAGAGGGGUGUGGGAGGGACCACCCAGACAGAAGGUCUAGAAAACAGCUCUGAUGGAGCUGACAGGGAAGAAAAGAGGCUGGGCAGAGUGUGUUCUGCUGGAGGCCAGGAUGACCCGUCCUCGUCCUCGACCUGAGCCGUCUGCCACCACCCAGAAGGAUUGCGUCACGGCCUUUGCAAUGGAUAAGUGGGGAGAUUCUGCUAUGAUUCUUAUCUUCUCACCCCACCCUCAAGGUGCAGGGCACUCUCUGAUCUCUGGUUGCAGCCUCUGGCACUGGAGACUUGACAUAAACUAUUGACCUAACGCUGCCAGUGGGGAAGGGGCAUACAUUGCCAGACUUGGCCCCUAAACUUAGUGGGUGGCGGUAGGGACUGCAAGGGCCCCUCUGUAUCUCAGGGUCAUUGACUCUACCUGGCCCAGGUGCCAAAAACUAGCCCAAAGUGUGAUGAGUGAGAAACCUGGGGGAGUAUAGGGAAAACAGGCCUGCCCUGGCUCCUCACCCAUGGACCCCACCCCACAGCCAGGCUGGUCACUUUACCCAGAUUGAGAGAGAGAGAAAGAGAGUAUGUGUGAGUGUGUAUGAGAGAGAGAGAGAGAGACCAACCUCCCUUUUCCUGGCACUGUUCCUCAGCCAUAAAUAUUAUCUCAUUUAAUCUUUAUGUCAAUGUCAAAGAUUAUGUGACUUGCCCAAGAUCUCACAGCCAGUAAAGAUGCAUACCUUGAGUUAUAUCCUCUGCUACAUUCAGUUAUCGUCCCAUCUCUCCAAUCCAAUUCCUCAACUUCUGGAAUUCUCCUUGUGUAUCCCAGUUUCCCCGUGGCCUCUGUUCUCUCCCUUAAGCUAUGAACUUCUGAAAAACAGGCACUCUGCAACCCCAGAGGGUUUAGCAAAGGGGUGGGACACAUAAGAAACCCUAACAGGGGUGUCCCACAUUUUGGUGUCUCUGGGCCACCCUGGAAGAAGAGAGUUGUCUUGGGCUACACAUUAAAUACAUUGCAACACUUAAUCACAAAAAAAAAUCUCAGAAUGCUUUAAGUAACUUUACAAUUUUGUGUUGGGCUGCAAUCACAGCCAUCCUGAGCCACAUGCAGCCUGUGAGCAGCAGGUUGGACACCCCUAUCUGAAGAGAUGUUUGUUUCAUUAAUCAGUAAUUACACUUACUCCUUGCUGAUAAUGUAUUUAAUUAGAUUGCUUUUCUCUUGUUAUUCUUUGUACAACUUCUCUAGUUUGGGCCCAAAACAUAUACCUAGGUGCAGUCGAAGUGACAGUGAAGCAGGCUGCUGGUAGAGAGAAAAGAGGAGCUUCCACUUCCCGUUCCCUGGGGUCUGUGGCUUUAGCUCUCCCUGGCUGAGCUCAGCUGCACUCAGGAAAUCACUUUGUCGGGGAAAAGAAAGGCAAUUUUGGAUCUUGGAGCAGCCAGAGAACACUAGGCCCUGGGUUGCAAUGGUUAGAACUACAGACCAAUUCCUCCCACUCUGGUCUUUGACCUACAAGGCAAAAAGUUUUCUUAGCAGGCAGGCCCUACCCCGGAAGCACCCAGAGACGUCCUGGACUUCACCACAGUUGUUACAAAUGAUGGGCCUGCGGUGGAAGCUGAGUCUGCCCAAGGCCCAGGCAAUUACAAGUGCAUUCUCCAGGGACUUUAUGUCUUACAGAAUCUGAUAAGGGACAGGUCUCAAGAGCUACUUGCAGCAGAUUCUCUCCAUUUGCAGUCCUGAUGACACCCAGCCAUGCCUGUCUUUGGCUGUAGCCCCAAGAGCAGUCCAGCAGCCCACACGCCUUAGUUUAGAGGCUAUUUCUAUUUCCAGAGAAUUGCUAAGGGUACACUUUUUAUCCACAAUAGGACCCACUGCUCUCUGACGGGGAGGCACAAAGUGCUAUGCGCAUGCGCUACUUUGAAUGUGUAGUUACUACUUGGUCAAUGGCAUCGUACACGUAUUAGUUGCUCCACAGGCACGUUUUGCUGCAUGAAUGGACCAGUGGAAGCAGCAAACCUGUCAGGCACUCACCCCUCAACUUGAAAUGUUCCUUUCUCCCAGGACUGAGGCUCUGGAGCUGACGGUAAUGGAUCCAAGUUUUCGAAAGCAACUUGGCAAUCUGUUGCAAGAGCCAUAAGAAUGUUCUACUUUUUGACCCAACGCCCCCACUUCUGGGAAUCUGUCCUAAGGACAGUCUCCAAAUGAUUGAUACAAAGACUAUGUAGUAACAUGAAAUAUUUAUGAUGCAAUGAUAAACAAGUCUAGAAGAACUGAACGAGAAAUUGGCCAGAGAUAAUAGUAGUUGUAUUAGAGUAAUGAAUGUAUUGGAGAUUCUUUUCCCCAAACUUUACUUUAGAAUAUUGAUUUUACCCUCCUUUGCCCCUCAGAGACAAUCAGUCAGGAACCUGGCAGAAGCAGCAUGCUCAGAGGGGGUAGGUGACAGAAGUGUAAUGAAGGGAUCCUUGCCUGUUUCCAGUCCUUUUCACCCUGGUUUCUUCCACUCUCAGUUACUCACUCAACAAUUACGGAGUAUCUAUUUUCUAGUGAGGGAGGUAGACUCUCACGUGCAUAAGUUGUCAUAAAUGCGAUAAUAAAUACAGCCAUUGAGUGCGAUAAGGAGCACAGAGGAAGAAGCAAACUCAGGAGGGAGAUGUGAAUCAAGGAAGACUUCAAAGACUGGUGGUCGAUGCGCGUUCAAUUUUGAAGAUUGCCUGCUGAAAUGAAAGAGCCAAGACUUGUAGGAAGAAAAAAGCAAGGCGUAAUAUGGUGCAUUUAGGACAUUACAUGUGGCUCUGCUGGGCUGGAAGAAACACUGAGUGGGUGUGAAGAAACCGUGGGAGAUGAGGCUUUAGUUAGAUCAUGCUGAUUGCUGUGCUCCAAGUGCGUUUGUGUUUUGGAGUUAGCAGAUUUGCAUGUUAGAGAUGACUGGCCUCAGUGAAGAGAGUGGACUGGAUGGGGCAAGGGUGCAGGCAGAGAAGAGGGAAAAGGAGAGUUUGGGUCUUGGCUGGGUGGGCCAGCAGAUACCCUUUCUCAGCUUUGGCCUUUCUUGAUUUACACUUGGCCAGCGCUCUGCCUCUCCGGGAUCUCCCUCCCUCUUCCUCCCCCGAGGGCCCCUGAGCGGGCGGGGAGGCGAGGCUAGGGGUAGCCCUGCCUGGGUGGUCUCCUGUACUGCCCCCCCCCCCGCGGCGCCGUUGCCUAGCAGCGGAUCCGGGUAAUUUUCGGGCCCCUCAGCCAAUGAGAGAGCCUCGCCUCUGCCCUCUCCCUUUUUCUAGGGCUGCAGACGCCUUCUCGGCACUGCGGUCGCCACCUCGAUCCAUGCGGGACUUAGCCGGCCGGCAGCAGUUAGCUCUGCGGGCACGCGGGACUCCUUCGGCUGCUUGCCUGCCCCGGCCAGCGUCCGCCUUGCACUCCUCCGGGUCACAGCCACCGCGGCCGCGGGCACCCGACCCUCACCCACGCCCCGCGCCUGAGCAGCCCCGCGCCCCAGGGAGAUCAGGCCAGCCUAUGAGGGCUUCCAGAUAACGCGGGUUGGGGGUGCUUAGGCCCCCCAUCUCCACCAGCAUGGCUGGGCCACCGCCCCUCGGGGAGCUGCCCCCAGUCUACACACCCCCAGCUAGAUCCACGGCACCCCAGAUCCUAGCUGGGAGCCUAAAGGCUCCGCUCUGGCUCCGUGCCUACUUCCAGGGCCUGCUCUUCUCUCUGGGCUGCAGGAUCCAGAGACACUGUGGCAAAGUGCUCUUCCUGGGACUGUUGGCCUUUGGGGCCCUGGUACUGGGUCUCCGCGUGGCCGUCAUUGAGACAGACCUAGAGCAGCUCUGGGUGGAAGCGGGCAGCCGGGUGAGCCAGGAGCUGCGGUACACCAAGGAGAAGCUGGGGGAGGAGGCUGCGUACACCUCCCAGAUGUUGAUACAGACCCCGCGCCAGGAGGGAGAGAACGUCCUCACACCCGAGGCACUUCGCCUCCACCUCCAGGCAGCCCUCACCGCCAGUAAAGUGCAAGUAUCGCUCUAUGGAAAGUCCUGGGAUCUGAACAAAAUCUGCUACAAGUCAGGAGUUCCCCUCAUCGAAAACGGCAUGAUUGAGCGGAUGAUCGAGAAGCUGUUCCCGUGCGUGAUCCUCACCCCGCUCGACUGCUUCUGGGAGGGAGCCAAACUCCAAGGGGGCUCUGCCUACUUGCCCGGCCGCCCCGACAUCCAGUGGACCAACCUGGAUCCCGAGCAGCUCCUGGAAGAGCUGGGUCCCUUUGCCUCCCUUGAGGGCUUCCGGGAGCUACUUGACAAGGCACAGGUGGGCCAGGCCUACGUGGGGCGGCCCUGUCUGAACCCUGAUGACCCUCACUGCCCGCCCACUGCUCCUAACCGUGACAGCAGGCAGGCUCCCAAUGUGGCUCAGGAAUUGAGCGGGGGCUGCCACGGCUUCUCCCACAAGUUCAUGCACUGGCAGGAGGAGUUGCUGCUGGGAGGCAUGGCCAGAGACCCCCAAGGACAGCUGCUGAGGGCAGAGGCCCUGCAGAGCACCUUCCUGCUGAUGAGCCCCCGCCAGCUGUACGAGCAUUUCCGGGGUGACUACCAGACACACGACAUCGGCUGGAGCGAGGAGCAGGCCGGCACGGUGCUGCAGGCCUGGCAGCGGCGCUUCGUGCAGCUGGCGCAGGACUCCCUGCCUGAGAACGGGUCCCAGCAGAUCCACGCCUUCUCCUCCACCACCCUGGACGACAUCCUGCAUGCGUUCUCCGAAGUCAGCGCCGCCCGUGUGGCAGGAGGCUAUCUGCUCAUGCUGGCCUAUGCCUGUGUGACAAUGCUGCGGUGGGACUGUGCCCAGUCCCAGGGUGCCGUGGGCCUCGCCGGGGUGCUGCUGGUGGCCCUGGCUGUGGCCUCGGGCCUCGGGCUCUGCGCCCUGCUCGGCAUCGCUUUCAAUGCUGCCACCACCCAGGUACUGCCCUUCUUGGCACUGGGCAUCGGCGUGGAUGACAUAUUCCUGCUGGCACAUGCCUUUACAGAGGCUCCAUCAGGGACCCCUCUCCAGGAGCGAACGGGCGAGUGUCUGCAACGCAUGGGCCCCAGUGUUGCACUCACAUCCAUCAACAACAUGGUCGCCUUCUUCAUGGCCGCCCUGGUCCCCAUCCCCGCGCUACGGGCCUUCUCCUUGCAGGCGGCCAUCGUGGUUGGCUGCAACUUUGCAGCUGUGAUGCUUGUCUUCCCAGCAGUCCUCAGCCUGGACCUGCACAGGCGCCACUGCCAGCGCCUGGACGUGCUCUGCUGCUUCUCCAGCCCCUGCUCUGCUCGAGUGAUUCAGAUCCUGCCCCAGGAGCUGGCAGAUAGGACAGUACCAGUGGGCAUCGCCCAUCUGACUGCCACCGUCCAAGCCUUUGCCCACUGCGAAGCCAGCAGCCAGCAUGUGGUCACCAGCCUGCCUCCCCACGCCCAGCUGGUGCCCCCACCUUCUGACCCACUGAGCUCGGAGCUCUUCAGCCCAGGAGGGUCCACACGGGACCUUCUAGGCCAGGAGGAGGGGACAAGGCAGAAGGCAGCCUGCAGGUCUCCGCCCUGUGCCCGCUGGAACCUUGCCCAUUUCGCCCGCUAUCAGUUUGCGCCCUUGCUGCUCCAGUCACAUGCCAAGGCUGUGGUGCUGGUACUCUGUGGGGCUCUGCUGGGCCUGAGCCUCUACGGAGCGACCUUGGUGCAGGACGGGCUGGCCCUGACAGACGUGGUGCCUCGGGGCACCAAGGAGCAUGCCUUCCUGAGCGCCCAGCUCAGGUACUUCUCCCUGUACGAGGUGGCCCUGGUGACACAGGGUGGCUUUGACUACGCCCACUCCCAACGCGCCCUCUUUGAUCUGCACCAGCGCUUCAGCUCCCUCAAGGCCGUGCUGCCCCCACCCGCCACUCAGGCGCCCCGCACCUGGCUACACUAUUACCGCAGCUGGCUACAGGGGAUCCAGGCUGCAUUUGACCAGGACUGGGCUUCUGGGCGCAUCACCCGCCACUCGUACCGCAACGGCUCUGAGGACGGGGCCCUGGCCUACAAGCUGCUCAUCCAGACCGGGGACUCCCGGGAGCCGCUGGAUUUCAGCCAGUUGACCACGAAGAAGCUGGUGGACAAGGAGGGGCUGAUUCCACCCGAGCUCUUCUACGUGGGGCUGACCGUGUGGGUGAGCAGUGACCCCCUGGGCCUGGCAGCCUCGCAGGCCAACUUCUACCCCCCGCCUCCCGAGUGGCUGCACGACAAGUACGACACCACCGGGGAGAACUUCCGCAUCCCGGCGGCCCAGCCCCUGGAGUUUGCCCAGUUCCCCUUCCUACUGCAUGGCCUCCAAAAGACUUCGGAUUUCGUGGAGGCCAUCGAGGGGGCCCGGGCAGCGUGCGCGGAGGCAGGCCUGGCUGGGGUGCGCGCCUACCCCAGCGGCUCCCCCUUCCUCUUCUGGGAGCAGUACCUGGGCCUGCGGCGCUGCUUCCUGCUGGCCGUCUGCAUCCUGCUGGUCUGCACUUUUCUCGUCUGUGCCCUGCUGCUACUCAACCCCUGGGCCGCUGGCCUCAUAGUGCUAGUCCUGGCGCUGAUGACCGUGGAGCUCUUCGGCAUCAUGGGUUUCCUGGGCAUCAAGCUGAGUGCCAUCCCUGUGGUGAUCCUCGUGGCCUCUGUGGGCAUCGGUGUCGAGUUCACAGUCCACGUGGCUCUGGGCUUCCUGACCGCCCAGGGCAGCCGGAACCUGCGGGCCGCCCGGGCCCUAGAGCACACUUUCGCCCCGGUGAUGGAUGGGGCCGUCUCCACGCUGCUGGGUCUGCUUAUGCUUGCUGGUUCCAACUUCGACUUCAUCGUAAGGUACUUCUUCGUGGUGCUGACAGUGCUCACGCUCCUGGGCCUCCUCCACGGGCUCGUGCUGCUGCCCGUGCUGCUGUCCAUCCUGGGCCCCCCGCCAGAGGUGGUACAGAUGUACAAGGAGAGCCCGGAGGUCCUGAACCCCUCAGCUCCACGAGCAGGAGGGCUUAGGUGGGGGCUGCCCCCCACCCUGCCCCAGAGCUUUGCCAGAGUGACUACCUCCAUGACCAUAGCCCUCCACCCACCCCCGCUGCCUGGCGCCUACAUCCACCCAGCCUCCGAUGAGCCUGCUUGGUCCCCUGCUGCCACACCAGCUGCCAACAACUCCAGCAACCUCACUUCCAGGGCACCGUGUCCGGCCUCUGAGUGAAAGAGCAGCAGAAGCAUGGAGACUGCGUGGGCCACACGGAGUCACUGGGAAGCAAGGGGUGGGUUACUGGGUGCAGGACAGACUCCUGGCGAGCUCUGCUUCUGCUGCUGCUGCUGCUGCCUGUCUGCUAGCACCCCUGCCCUGACUUGGCCGUCACUGACCUCCCUGAUACCCUAGAGGACUGACACCCUCUGGGCCAGGAGCAGCUGCCCACAGCGGGCCCUGAGUACCUGUCCCUGUGUCUGGGCAGGGGUGAAAGCCAGCACUUCAGGCUGCAGUGCAGCCCUGCUCCCGCCACCCCACCCCACACCGCUGCCCCCAGCAGGCCAGGCCUGAGGGAUCCUCUCGCACCUUUGCCAGUCCUGGCCCGCCACUGCUCGGUGACCCCUGGGCAGGCUCUGUCCCCCUGCCCACCUCCUACCACAUAACUUAUUUAUAUGGAGAUGUUUAUUUUUGUAGUUUGUACAGAUGUUAGCUAUGCUCAAAGUUUUAUUUUUAAAGAGUGAAAUAUAUUCUAUAUGAACUCACCUCA
This is a messenger RNA of Phyllostomus discolor (pale spear-nosed bat), 8913 nucleotides long. It is a transcript of the gene PTCH2, whose product is annotated as patched 2. The transcript has 22 exons. The record is from RefSeq and is a predicted model, not a curated record. Bases 4758 to 8381 code for a protein of 1207 amino acids. NCBI's taxonomy places the organism in Eukaryota, Metazoa, Chordata, Mammalia, Chiroptera, Phyllostomidae. Gene Ontology annotation, cellular component: plasma membrane. Gene Ontology annotation, biological process: smoothened signaling pathway. Gene Ontology annotation, molecular function: smoothened binding; hedgehog receptor activity; hedgehog family protein binding.